GCUGGUGGAGCUGCUGCAGGCUGCAGCGCGUCUGUGUGUGGAGCUCCGCCCUCCCUGCGCACACCGCGGCCCGCCCAGCGUCCGCUAACUCCCGAUCGAGCCCUGCCCGAGUCUGGGGAAACCCGACGGCCUGCCUGCCCUGGGAAAAUCUGGAGGCCGCCGCGUGCGCUUAUCUACGUUGUGCCGUGGCAAAUGAAGAAUAAAGACGAUGGAUGAGGAGGUGACAAGGCUUGCACUCCGCUCCCAGGAGCCAAAGAUAAUACUGCACGGCUCAGAUGAGGGAGGUGUUGGUGAGGAGGAGUACGUGGUGGAGCUUCAGGAGACUGUCCUGGUGUCGGAGGUAGAUGGGGAGGGCAUCUCUGUUCAGGGCUUCUCCUCUGACGAGCUCGUCAUCCAGGACGCAGUGGAGGACGUGGUUGCAGAGUAUGUGCACUGUGAUGACGACGAGGGUGUUGCCGUGGAGACCUGUGUGAUGUCCUUGGAGGGUGAGGAGGAAGAGGAGGAUGGUGUUGCCAUGGCAGAGAUGACCGAGGAUGUUUUGGUGGCAGAGGGGAGGGAGCCGGACGGACUGGACCCAGAGCACGACUCCGACAGCUGCGGAGACUACCUGAUGAUCUCAUUGGAUGAUGCAGGUAAGAUGGUGUCGGGUGAUGGAGACGAGGUGACGGUGGAGGGGGCAAUAGAUGAUCAGGAGGUGGAGAAAGAUGAAGAUGGACAGGAAGUUAUUAAAGUUUACAUCUUCAAAGCAGACUCUGGAGAGGAUGAUCUUGGGGAGACGGUGGACCUCGGUGAGAGUGAAAGUGAGGCAGUAGCUCUGGCUGAGCCGGUGGUUCGACCGCUACGAGAGAAGAUGGUCUAUAUGUCUGUGGGAGAUGGUCACCAUACACAAACUGAUGGAGGGUCUAAGCUGUCUGAUGAAGUGUACAUGGAGGUGGUGGUCGGAGGGGAGGAGCCAGUGCCUCAUGACAGACCGUAUGAAAGCACGGCACUGAGCAAGGAAUUCAUGCCUGUAGCGUGGGCUGCUGCAUACGGCGCGGAUGAUCAUGAGGGCUGUGAGAAUCGUAACGGUGCAGCAAGUGCGUUACUGCACAUCGACGAGUCGGAUGGACUGGACAAACUUAGCCGGCAGCACGGCAAAAACAAGAGGCGAGCUGAACCCCGACAGGUCCAGACAGCGAUCAUCAUUGGUCCGUAUGGACAGCCUUUGACGGUCUAUCCCUGCAUGCUGUGCGGAAAGAAAUUCAAGUCUCGCGGCUUCCUGAAGCGUCAUACUCGCAACCACCACCAAGAAGUUUUGACCCGCAAGAAGUACCAGUGCACCGACUGCGACUUCACCACCAACAAAAAAGCCAGUCUGCACAACCACAUGGAGGUCCACGCGCUCAGCAACAAAGCUCCUUUCGAGUGCGAGACCUGCGGCAAAGAGUUCCACCAGCAGGCGGCGCUGUUUUCCCACCGUCUUCAACACCAUCAUCGCGAACAGAAAUCACCGACGGCCAUUGCGGCACCAAUCCCUCCCCCUGCUGCAACCAAGAUGUACAAAUGCAAGUUUUGCGAUUAUGAGACUGCCGAACAAGGCCUGCUCAAUCGCCACCUACUGGCCGUACACAGUAAGAGCUUCCCGCACAUCUGCGUGGAAUGCGGCAAAGGUUUCCGGCAUCCAUCAGAGUUGAAGAAACACAUGCGGACGCACACCGGCGAGAAACCGUACUCCUGCAUGUAUUGCGAUUACAAAUCCGCCGACUCGUCCAACCUCAAGAUGCACGUGAAAACGAAACACAGUCGCGAGCUGCCGUUCCGCUGCGAGCGUUGCAGCCAGACCUUUAGCGAGGAGGAGGAGUUGACGCAGCACGCGGCGACGCAUGAAGACGCACGAGGGCACCAAUGCAGCCACUGCGACCAUCGCAGUUCCAAUUCGAGCGACCUUAAACGGCACGUUAUUUCCGUGCACACUAAAGACUACCCACACAAAUGUGCCAUUUGCGGAAAAGGCUUCCACCGGCCGUCCGAACUCAAGAAACACUCGGCGUCGCACAAAGCGAAGAAGCUACACCAGUGUCGCCACUGCAACUUCAAGAUCGCAGACCCUUUCGUACUUAGUCGCCACAUCUUGUCAGUACACACCAAGGAACAACAACAAAUGCAGCAACAGCCAACUUCUCCAUCACCGAUUACGCAAGCACAGGAGCCAUUGGCAGAAAAGAGCGCCCCCAAGAGGACUAUAGGGGCAGCGCAAUUAGCAGCGGUUGGUGCCGCGGUAAAGAAAGCAGGUGGAGGGGCAGGCAAGGGCCCGCGGGAAAGGAGGGUGUAUCAGUGUCAGUAUUGCGACUAUAGCACGGGCGACGCAUCUGGCUUCAAAAGACACGUGAUUUCUAUCCAUACUAAAGAUUACCCUCACCGCUGUCAGUACUGCUCUAAGGGCUUCCGUAGACCUUCUGAGAAAAAUCAGCACAUUACGAGGCACCAUAAAGACAUGGCGCCAGCAGAAUGAGUGUGAAGAAGCCCUUUGCCCCUCCUCUUCCUCAUCUUUGUCCAUACGUCACUCACUUCCGUAAAGACACUAAUCAACCAGUGAUUCAAAAGCACGCCAUCCCUCGUAUUGGCAACCUCUGCACAGGCAUUCAUUUUGAAGACUUGUCAUGCAUUGCAAUGUGUGUAUAUUUGUGUGUGUACGUUGUUGUGUCUUUAUGAGAGAGUGAAUAUGAAAUGUCUCGUGAAAUAGAACACAUUUUUGCAUCUUAAUGGCCAUUUUCGUGGUCUUCUGCGUUAAAGGAAUACUAGUUCACCCCAAACUGAUUUAUGCACCCUCAUGUCAUUCCAAAGCUGUCAGUGUUUUUUCAGUUGAACACGAAAGUAGAAAUGUUUUAAGCGUUUUUAAUCGUUUCGCCGCUCUUUUCCAUAUACAUACAUCCGUCAAGCUCCAAAAAGGAUAAAAACACCAUAUAAAUGACCAAUACAGCUUGUGUGCUAUAUUCCAUGUCUUCUGAAGCCGUGUGAUAGCUUUAAGUCAUUAUGCAUUGAUAAUCGUUCCUGUCCGGAUUAAAAAGUUGCAUGUUGAUGUCAUCGACUACGUGUGCAAGUAACCGAACAAGAUGCUUAAUUUUUUUUAAUCCUGGAUGCAAACACGGGAAAACGUGAGCUCGCCGGAGGGAACAAUAGUAUCCAGCUGCAGACCCGCAGCACCACCAGUUUCAGAACCCCAGCGCCAGAACCUGAAGUGAGGGGCGGAGCUUACGUUCGAAACUGAGUAGCGCCACCUAACGUUUUGGAGCGUAGUUUGCUUUUAUUACAAACGAAACAUCAUACUUUAUACAUAUGUUAUAAUGAUACAUUAAGGUACAGUACAAUAAGCAUUUUAAAACAUUGAUCUUGUGUAAUAUAAUUGUAUAAUGUUAUCCGUUUCAUUGUAUUAUGAGAGUUACUUCCUGAUCAUGAUGGUGAAAAAUAAUGCUUGAAACUUAAUGGGCAUUUUAUAUAAAAUAUACUUUAUUUCACAAGAACAUGUGCAGCAUGCAUUUUUCUUUAUGUAAAAUAAAACAUGUCAAAAAACUAAAAAAGAGAGAAAAUUCAGCAUCAUUUUAAAAGAAACAAUAAAAAUAUAUACAACAAAUGACCAAUUCACCCCUAGGCCCAUUUUAUUAUCAUGACAAUCCUGUAUAAAUUAAACUUAAAAUGUAUCAAAUGAGGAAUUCACUCUCAGGCCCAUUUUGUCCUUACAUUCUUGCAAAAAUAACUCCAUGUCAUCCCUGAACACAAAAUGAAAUAGAAAGGGCUCUCUGGAAGCUUCUGACUGUUCCAGGAGAUUGUUGCGGGCCUUUUCCUUGUGGUCUUCAUUCAUUCGAAAUGUCUCUACAAGAGAUGAAAGCACCACACAAUAAUCUCAACGUAAAAUAAAACCUCAACUAUAAGGUAACAUUAACUCACAAACAUUGCAUAUAACAGAGGAACGUGGAACAAACACUUUAACACCUUCACAAGAUGUCUUCAGAACGUCACCGUAAGGCUCAUUUACAACACGCAAAAAUGUAUCGAACCAUCCGUAGAAUUUUUUUUAAUACAAUAAAGUAUGACAACAUAUUCAAGCUUCAUUAAGAUGAUAAAGUUAUGCACAAAUUAAAUAUUUAGCAGAUAAACGCUGAACUUAAUAUAUGCGAUAAUUUUUCACCACAUGAUGUCAAAAACGUUAGACAACGUUACACAACUCACCAUGCUCUCCGCCAUGCUUGUCUCAUUUUCAAUAACUCCGCCCCUCACUUCAGGUUCUGGCGCUGGGGUUCUGAAACUGGUGGUGCUGCGGGUCUGCAGCUGGAUAUGUCUCGGAGGGAAAGAUUAUCAGUGAAUAACAUCAGUUUUGGUCUUUUCCUCACACAAAGCUAAUGUAUGCUUUGACUACUUUAACGGUGCCAGGAUAUUCCUCUAACAUUUAACUUUUUGUGUUCCACUGAAGAAAAUCAUACGUGUUUGGAACGACAUGAGGGUGAGUAAAUGAUUACAGAAUUUUCAUUUUUGGAUGAACCAUUCCUUUAACUUGGGUUAAUGGAUGCGUGUAAUUGUUUUAUGUCUUUUUAUCAACGCAUUUCAGUUUGUUUUUGUACAAAUGAACAACGUUUGGAAUCGGCCUCUGGGAUCAGGUGCGAUAUUUCUGAAGCAUUUCAGAUGCAUAUUGCGAAUGCAUUUAGUUUGUCAUCUCAAAUGAGUUGGAACAGGGGCAGUCUGACCCUAACUCUCUAAAAUGAUUUUUGAAUAUAGGUAUAUGUGACAGAUGUCUUGCAAUUUAACGGCAUGUCCGUCGGGUUGAUUGGCGUCCUUGUGGGUAAAUUGGAAUGUUAUAAAUCAGGUAAUGCCUUAAGUCUCUGCUAUAAUUAUAAGAAAGCUCGAGUUCUGCGGUAACAAAGGAAGGAUUUUAAUGUUUGAAGAAUUGUCUGAUAAUGCAAAGGUAAUUGUUUUCUAAUGUUGUAAGUUGAUUUAAAUCCAUUGCACAUAAAGAGUGGCUGUAUGGGAUCAUGCAUUUAAAAAAAAAUAGAAAUAUUUUAGGAUUUUUGCAUUUUAAUUUCAUAACAAAAUUCCAUCAAAUUAAAUUG
Messenger RNA from Xyrauchen texanus (razorback sucker), 5081 nucleotides. Its product is annotated as zinc finger Y-chromosomal protein 1. Gene Ontology annotation, molecular function: DNA binding; metal ion binding. The transcript is spliced from 8 exons. Gene Ontology annotation, biological process: regulation of DNA-templated transcription. Gene Ontology annotation, cellular component: nucleus. The record is from RefSeq and is a predicted model, not a curated record. Bases 209 to 2491 code for a protein of 760 amino acids. NCBI's taxonomy places the organism in Eukaryota, Metazoa, Chordata, Actinopteri, Cypriniformes, Catostomidae.